This is a messenger RNA of Ustilago hordei, 1350 nucleotides long. RefSeq lists its product as uncharacterized. The transcript has a single exon. NCBI's taxonomy places the organism in Eukaryota, Fungi, Basidiomycota, Ustilaginomycetes, Ustilaginales, Ustilaginaceae. The record is from RefSeq and is a predicted model, not a curated record. Gene Ontology annotation, biological process: tRNA N1-guanine methylation. The coding region runs from base 1 to 1350 and encodes 449 amino acids. Gene Ontology annotation, cellular component: nucleus. Gene Ontology annotation, molecular function: tRNA binding.
AUGGAGAGCAGCACAGGCCCAGCUGAUACGAACAUACCAUUGGUAAGCAGCUCAAAACAUGCCGGUCCCUCAAUAAAAGUUCCACCGGGCAUAUCCAAGAACGCAGCCAAGAAGCUCGCUCGUAAACAAAAGCUCGAAGCAACCAAACACGAACGUCGGGCUGCUGAGCGGCUCAAGAAGAAGGAAAACAAGCGAGCUCGGUUCCUUGCUGCCCAAAACAUCGCUUCCGAUUCAAGCACUAAUCCCAAUGGUGCUGCAAAGCGAAGAAUCUCCGUAGCGAGCAGCACAUCCAAUGCAGAGGGUGGAGAAGGGGAAGGAAGGAAUGGGAAUAAGAAGCGAAAAGCUGCAGAAGGGGAGAAAAAAUACUUCAACGCUCGCCUAGUGAUCGAUUGUGGAUUUGACGAGCUGAUGGUGGAGAAGGAGAGCUCGAGUAUGACGCAGCAGUUGAUGUAUUUGUAUUCUGCGAAUCGGAAUGCAAAGGUUCCGUUUGGCGAGGUUAUUUUGACUGGGCAAGAUAGACGAGGGAACUGUUUAAAGGAUGUUCAUCCUGAGCAGCUUUCCCUCGUCCCGAAGGAGUCUUGUUCCAGUACCGCGGAGGGGCAGGAGAAGGGAGAAGGAAGCAGCAGCAACACGGCAAGCAUCGAGAAUAUCCGCAUUGGUCAAGCCAUGGAGGGAAAACUACGUGGCGUAUGGAGGCGGUGGAAGCGGGUCACCAUCUAUCGUCACGGUGGGCUCGAGUCUCUUCUUGAUCCUGCAUCCUCAAGCACGGCUGCUGCGGAACAUGCAGCAGAAACCACCGUAACAAGCCGUCACUUUCCACCGGAAGAAACGCGCCAAGCACUCCACCGAAUCCGCAUCUCCGACGCUAUCUACCUCACCGCUGACACCGAUGACACUCUCGAAGCUCUGGAACUGGGUAAAACGUACAUCAUUGGUGGAAUAGUAGAUAAGAACCGGUACAAAGGUUUGUGUCGAGCCAAAGCGGAUCGAUUGGGGAUUAGAGCGGCCAAACUUCCACUUUCGCAGGAGAUGAUGCAGGCUGUUGAGCGGAAUGUUCGAGCACAGGGGGAAUCGAUUCGGGAAGAGGAUGCUGUUGAUGAUGGAGAGAAGGGUUUUGUGGGAAGAAAAGUGUUGACGGUGAAUCAGGUGGUGGAAAUUCUAACGGCUUGGACGGAGACGAGGGACUGGGUAAAGGCGUUGGAAAAGGCGCUGCCGAGGAGGAAGUUGAAGCAGCGUGGACCUGUUGCUAAGCCAGUCGGUGAGAAAAAGGAUCAGAAAGACAGUAGCGCCGGAGAAAACGGUGCGAAAGGAUUGGAAGAAGAUCAAGAUGCGCUCAAGAACGAGUCAUGA